AUGGCUGUGGACCGACGCUCCCUAUCCAACCUGAUUGAGCUUGAGAGGUUCUGCAAAGAAGAACGGGAGAAACUGCCCAAAAACAGAGCAAGCCUCUUUAAUAAUGUUUCUUCUGGGGCGGAUCCUGAAGCUUUAAAAGUUCUGGUCAUCAUCACAGAUGGAACCCCUACUGAUUUUAACACUAAAGAUGUUAUAAAGAGGUGUGAAUAUCAACAGAUCACUCGCUUCGUUAUCGGGAGCUGCAGUCCCAGUCUCGCUCCAGACUGUGAAGGAAACUUGUUUCUGAUCAACACCUGCUACCACUUCAACAGUCAACUGGAGCUCAUUGCUAAGGACAAGGUCACUUUCCAAGAGUGCCCAAACACAGCGGUGAACGUGGUCUUCCUGAUCGACGCCUCCUCCAGCAUGAAAACUAGGGAUUUUAACAUGAACAAAGAGUUCAUCUCGUAUAUUAUGAGGCAACUUAAAAACUCAUGGAUUCAGUUUGCUGCUGUCCAGUUUUCUGCAGUUCCCCGGACCAUUUUCACCUUUAGUGAUUACAUGGAUGGAACAGCUCUGAAAAAGCUUUAUGAAGAGGAGCAUAUGAAGGAGCUCACCAACACCCACCAGGCUAUUGACUAUGUUCUACGAAAUCUCUUCAACAGUAUUUCUUCUGGGGCGGAUCCUAAAGCGACAAAAGCACUGGUCAUCAUCACAGAUGGAACUUCUACUGAUUUUAACACUAGAGCUGUUAUAAAGAGGUGUGACGAUCAACAGAUCACUCGCUUCGUUAUUGGGGUGGGAAAUGUAGACAUAAGAAAGCUCAGGAUAUUUGCCUCAGAGCCCAAAGAUAAAAACACUUUCCAGAUUGAAAACUACAGUGAACUGGAAGGACUUUCACCUACUCUGCAAACUGAGAUCUAUAACAUUGAAGGAGCUCAGUCUUCUCCUGCCUUCAGGAGGAAAUGGACUAAGGAAUUAUGUCACACUGGAUUCAGCACUGCCUAUGAUAAAGAUGUUCUGGUUUUGGGUGCAGCUGAAUCAAAUGGACAGAGUGGAAUGCUUUAUGAAGUUAUGAGAUCUGGACAUGGAACCAGAGAAAUCAAAGACCCAAAGCUGAAGAAUGAGUAUUAUAUGGGUUACUCUGUAGCAGUUGGACAGAAAAAUGGGAUCUCUCUUUUGUUCUCUGGAGCUCCAUGGCUCAAUCACAGUGGUCAGGUGACUCUCCUCAAUAAAUUUGAGAACACAUGGGAUGUCACCACCAGUGUCAGUGGAGAACAGGUCGGCUCAUACUUUGGUGCAUCUCUCUGUUUGUUGGACAUGGACUCGGAUGGUGACACUGACUUUCUUGUGGUUGGAGCUCCUCUGUACUACCAGGCUGAGCCGCGGAGAGAAGGCAGGAUGUACGUCUACAGGCUCACAAAAGAGAUGGUGUUAGUGAAGGCCCUGGAGGUGGCUGACUGUGUUCAGGGCCAGUUUGCAGCAACUGUAACAUCUGUAUCAGAUCUGAAUGGAGAUGAGCUGCAGGAUAUAGCUGUUGGAGCUCCACUGGAGGACGAUGGCAGAGGAGCCAUCUACAUCUACCUUGGGAACCGGACACAGGGUGUACGUCCCCAUUACAGCCAGCGAAUCCUGGCUCGGAUGAUUUCUGAGCAGCUGCAGCACUUUGGUGUGGCGAUCGAUGGUGUCAUGAACAUGGAUGGAGGUGGACUUACAGGCAUUGUCGUGGGAGCACGAGGGACAGUAAUGCUGUUUAAGGCUCGACCAGUUCUGUCUGUUUCUGCAAACCUCAGUUUCUCCCCCUCUGAAAUCAGUCUGGACAACUUUGACUGCCUGGUAAAAACUGAUCUCCCAGUACCUGUUGCUACUCUCAGUAUCUGCUUCAGUGUGAAAGAGGACACCCACAGUACAGGAGCAGUGAGUCGUGGUCUGAAUGUAUCAUUUGAGCUCAGUGUUGAGUCUGAAAAACCGUGGAGUAGCGCGUUUUUCCAGCCAACAAGCAAUCAAUCCAGGAAUCUCCUUAAUUCUGUGCUACUGGACUCGCAUCAUUCCUGCUACACCCAAGGGCUCUACAUGGAGAAGUGUGUGAAGGACACCUCGUCACCUGUGUUGAUCUGGCUGAACUUCUCCCAGGUUGAGCAGCAGCCAAGCAGCUCCAAUGCUGUUCUUAACAUUGACAGCAGAACAGAAACUUAUGUGGAGGUUCCCUUCCAAAGACAAUAGGAAUCUGAGCUGUGUGGUGGAUCUAGACCUUGUAAGGAACACCGCAUAGCUGGUUGUGGAUGCAGAGAUGUCUGACUGUAGUGACACGCCUGAUGAAUCCAGGCAUUUAUCUGAAUUCGAGGAGCUCUAAGCCUCAAAUAAAUUUGUUUUGGCUUCUAAUUUUGAGUUAUAGAAAUAAACCAUGCGAGAUAUGUGCAUGUUACAUGAGAAA
Pygocentrus nattereri (red-bellied piranha) is the source of this 2413-nucleotide messenger RNA. RefSeq names its product integrin alpha-M-like. Gene Ontology annotation, molecular function: integrin binding. Lineage: Eukaryota; Metazoa; Chordata; Actinopteri; Characiformes; Serrasalmidae. Gene Ontology annotation, biological process: cell-cell adhesion; cell adhesion mediated by integrin; integrin-mediated signaling pathway. The record is from RefSeq and is a predicted model, not a curated record. Gene Ontology annotation, cellular component: external side of plasma membrane; integrin complex. The coding region runs from base 1 to 2202 and encodes 733 amino acids. The transcript is spliced from 17 exons.